AUGGGACAGGAUAUUCCUUUUAUUACCACCUUGCACGGUACUGAUAUUACACUCGUUGGUAAAGACCAGACUUAUGCUCCUGUAGUUACGUUUUCGAUCAAUGAAUCAGAUGCGAUUACAGCAGUGUCCAGCAACCUGCGGGAUGAAACCUACCAGUUCUUUAAUAUUGAAAAGGAGAUCCAGGUCAUUCCCAACUUUGUAGACAUCGCCCGCUUUCACCAGAGUGACAAGCAGCAUUUUAAAAAGAUGGUGGCUCCCAAUGGCGAACGUAUCCUGGCCCACGUCUCUAACUUCCGCAAGGUAAAAAGAGUGGAAGAUGUGGUGCAGGUAUUUGCGGCGGUACACAAGGAGAUCAACUGUAAAUUACUGAUGAUCGGCGACGGGCCGGAACGGCAACAUGCCGAAGAGCUGAGCCGGUCGCUGGGUAUUUAUAAUGACAUCCGCUUCCUCGGCAAACAGGAACAAAUGGAUGAAAUUUUAAGCAUUGCUGAUUUAUUCCUCUUGCCUUCCUCUUAUGAAAGCUUCGGGCUGGCAGCACUGGAAGCGAUGGCUUGCGGGGUGCCCGUGAUCUCUACCAAUGCCGGUGGCAUUCCCGAGAUCAAUGUGCAGGGAAAGACCGGUUUCCUCAGUAAUAUCGGCGAUAUUGAAGAUAUGUCCCGGAAUGCUAUUCAUAUUUUAAAGGAUGAACAAACCCUGCAAAUGUUCAAGGAUGCGGCCAUUGCCCAUGCCGAAACUUUUGACAAGCAUACGAUCAUCCCGGUUUAUGAAGCGCUUUAUGAAGAGGUGAUUGCGAAGUACUGCCGGAAAAAUAAUUGUACCCCCAAGACGUUGUAG
Messenger RNA from Ostertagia ostertagi, 834 nucleotides. The record is from the annotation of a GenBank genome assembly. Lineage: Eukaryota; Metazoa; Nematoda; Chromadorea; Rhabditida; Trichostrongylidae.